AGAGAAACAGAAGCAGAGCUCACAAAUGGCCAUGUCUUGGAGGCUUCCAACUCAGCUGGCAACCAAACCGCCCCAUCACCACGACCCCAAACUCUCAUGGUGCCGCACUUUAGCACCAGACCAACUCCAUCUCACUUCUUCCGCUUCUUCACUCUCCACCACCACUGGGAGUUGUACUAGUCGAGGUUUGGUGAGAUGUACGGCCAGGACAGGAGUCGGGGCUGUGAAUUUGGCUCCGGGGACACCUGUCAGGCCCACCAGUAUACUAGUGGUUGGCGCCACCGGAACGCUGGGGAGGCAGAUUGUGAGGCGAGCGUUGGAUGAAGGGUAUGACGUUAGGUGCUUGGUUAGGCCUAGACCCGCUCCGGCUGACUUUCUCAGAGAUUGGGGCGCUACUGUUGUCAAUGCAGACCUUAGCAAACCGGAGACUAUACCUGCAACAUUGGUUGGUGUUCAUACAGUUAUUGAUUGUGCCACUGGCCGUCCAGAGGAGCCCAUCAAAAAGGUAGAUUGGGAAGGAAAAGUUGCUCUUAUACAAUGUGCAAAGGCAAUGGGGAUCCAGAAAUUUGUGUUCUUUUCUAUCCACAACUGUGACAAGCAUCCUGAAGUUCCUCUUAUGGAGAUCAAGUACUGCACUGAAAAGUUUCUCAAGGAUUCAGGCAUAAACCAUGUUAUAAUUCGUGCAUGUGGAUUCAUGCAAGGGAUUAUUGGGCAGUAUGCAGUACCUAUAUUGGAAGAGAAAUCAGUUUGGGGAACAGAUGCCCCUACAAGAAUUGCAUACAUGGACACCCAGGAUAUAGCUCGGUUGACAUUUAUAGCUUUACGAAAUGAGAAUGUUAAUGGGAAGCUUCUCACAUUUGCUGGCCCUCGUGCAUGGACAACCCAAGAGGUAAUAACAUUGUGUGAAAGGUUUGCGGGGCAAGAAGCAAACAUUACCACAGUUCCUGUCUCUGUCUUAAGAGUAACCCGUCAGCUGACUAGGCUUUUUGAGUGGACAAAUGAUGUUGCCGAUAGAUUGGCAUUUUCAGAGGUCCUUUCAAGCGAUACUGUUUUCUCUGCUCCAAUGAACGAGACAUAUAGUCUUCUUGGUGUGGACGCAAAAGAUGUAGUUACUCUUGAGAAAUAUUUGCAAGACUACUUCACCAACAUAUUGAAGAAGUUGAAGGAUCUGAAAGCACAAUCUAAGCAAUCUGACAUUUACUUUUGAAGAAAGGCCAUUUUGCAAUUGUAAAUGAAAGCCAUUAUAUGUAUCAACAAGUCUGAAGUUACCUGGUAACAUGCACUCAUGCAGAGGUAUACACUUGAACUGGAAUCUUCUUACACCCCU
Messenger RNA from Fragaria vesca subsp. vesca, 1327 nucleotides. RefSeq lists its product as uncharacterized. The coding region runs from base 26 to 1207 and encodes 393 amino acids. The record is from RefSeq and is a predicted model, not a curated record. Lineage: Eukaryota; Viridiplantae; Streptophyta; Magnoliopsida; Rosales; Rosaceae. The transcript has 8 exons.